Molecule: messenger RNA, 2919 nt
Organism: Charadrius vociferus (killdeer)
Lineage: Eukaryota; Metazoa; Chordata; Aves; Charadriiformes; Charadriidae
Gene: STK31
Product: serine/threonine kinase 31
Exons: 22
Coding region: 1-2919 (972 amino acids)
Biological process (GO): protein phosphorylation
Molecular function (GO): ATP binding; protein kinase activity
Source: RefSeq, a predicted model, not a curated record
AUGGAUGGAGACGCAGAGCGUGACAAAGUUGAAGACGUUGUGGGCUGCCAUGUUGAAGAUGCUGUAACAUUUUGGGCACAGAACGUCAGUAGAUGUAAUGACCUCUUGAAAUUAAGUUGUGCACUGGCGGAAGCUUGUCCUCAGGCUAAUGCAGUUUUUGGCAAACCUGAUUUUAGUAAGAUUUAUGGUGGGUGUUUUUCUGAAGAUGGAUGUUGGUACAGAUGCAUGGUACAGCAAGAGAUCAACAGUGAAAAGUGUCAGGUAUUGUAUAUUGACUAUGGAAAUUCUGAGGUUCUGAAUAGAUCAGACAUAGUUGAAAUUCCACCAAACCUGCAAUGUCCAAGCGUUGCCAAGAAGUACAGACUCUGGGGACUGCAGAUACCAACUGAUCAGAACUUAAACAUGUUUGAUGAGGGGAAGAAGUUCUUGAGCAGCCUGGUUUUUGAAAAAGAAAUAAAAAUAUGUCACAAAGGCAAGCACGAAGAUGGUACCAUUAUUGCCCGGGCAGAAUAUGAAAAAAUAGAUAUUGGAGAAGAGGUGGCCAAGGCAGGGUUUGCUGAAAAAUGCACAUCUCCAGGAAACGCUAAAGAUGCUGAAGAGAGAGAAGUAGAUGUCAUGCAAAACCAACAUCGGAAGAUAAAAGUUUCAGUUCCGCUGUGGCUAAACAGGUCUGAUCACGCACUGUACGGCAUCCCAAGAAGGCGCUGUGACCAAGUAGCUGCCAGCACAAGGAAUCAGAAUUUUACUGGAAACCGUGCAUUUGCCCCGAAGGAAAAAAUGCCAGCUUCUAACUCUGUGCCAGACACCAGGUUGGCACAAAUAAGACCAGAUCAGAAACUGUCCGAAGAUAAAGAAGUUCUCAGACGGGAGAAUGUAAAUCUCUUGGAGAGGCAGAAGGAACUAGAACUGAAGGUUAAACAGCUGAAACGUGAACUUCAGGUAUGUGGAAAUAAAGAGAAGGAAGCAUCCAAGAAAACUGCUGAAAGUUUUGAGGAAACCCUGCAUACUUACAUUGGAACAAAAAUGAGAAAUUUGGCUGCUAAGGUGAAAGCAUUGAAAGAAGUUAGGCACACGAAUAAGAACAGUCGCUCUAGAGAGCAGCUUUCACAAUCCAUAAAAGUAGUUACCGAAGAAUGCCUCUCUGUUCCAUGUUCCUUGGAAAAACUGCAGAAGAUUUGGACAGAGUAUGACUUGGCUCAAGAGAGGAUUCAGUUAUGCAGAAAUGUGGAUGAAAUAGAUGAAUUAAUUGCCAAGAGAAAUGAAGUCCAGCAGCACUUGUAUUCAGCAGCGGAAGAAUUAAUUUCAGAAGUGGAUCAAUUACCCCUCUCUGAGCGCUCAAGAACGUUACAGGAACUGUCUGCUUCUCUGGAGAUGGUGUAUGGUCAAGGCUCUGAAGCGGAUGACUCUGAGGAGGUAUUUCAACAGUUCUUUACCUGGAAGAGUCUGAAAAUGAAGAAAUUAAUUUCCAUCAGAAAUGAUACAGACACAGCUGUGCAAAUUUUUGCUGACUGGUUCAGUGGCAUAUUAAAGUGUUUUGACCUGAUGUCAGAAGCAUCUUCAGAUUUAGAGAAAGUAAUUGGCAAUGCGGAUGAAAUUCUCAAAAAGGUUGAGUUGGCUAUUUGUGAAGAACUGGAUACUGACUUAAAUGAGCCUGAUGAAGCAGAGAAGGGAAUAAUUAUGAGUGCUUACAAUAAAGUUAUGUAUAACGUUCGUCAGGAGCAAAGUAUGAUCGCUGUCAUACAGAACAGAUACUUGGCCAGUGUUGAGUUCAAAAAACAGGCUGAGGAAUGGCUGAAUAGAAGACCCAAUCUUAACAGCCUAUUAUCAAUUAAGAAAACUGUGAAAAGCUUAAAGGCCCAGUUAAGGUGGAAGCUGGUUGAAAAGAACAACUUUGAGGAGUCUGAUGAUUACAGUGAGUUUGAAAUGACAGGAAUAAAAGAGGAAAUAGCUCAACUGCGAAAUAGGGUUCUUCAGGAAAUAGCCAAGGAAAAAGAAGAAUAUGAGAAGCUUACAUAUUUGGUACAGAAAUGGUUCCCUGAGUUACCACUUCUUUAUCCAGAAGCAGGAAUUCUAAACUACAUGAACUCUGGUGGACUUUUGACACACAGCCUGGAGCGAGACCUUUUGGAUGCUGAGCCCAUGAAGGAACUGAGCACGAAGCGACCUUUAGUGUGUUCAGAAAUUCAGGGCCGGAAGGUUCUUCUAAAGGGAUACUCUGUAGAUGUAAGCUCAGAAGCCAAAGUGAUAGAAAGAGUUGCCAAAUAUCACAGAGCCUGGGAUCAGCGGAAGGAGAAAUCUGGAUUAUUACAAUUGUUGUUUCUUCUUUUCUGCAAGUCUGAUCCUUUGGUAUAUUUAAUGGUCCCGUACUACCCAGGAGCAAGUCUGGGAGCUUUACAGGCUGAUACACCUUUAACUUUAGAAGAAGCAUUAAAAGUGAUGAAAGGAGUGGCCCAAGGUCUACAAACAUUGCAUGGAGCUAAUCUGGUACAUGGAUCUCUGCAUGGAAAUAAUGUUUUUGCUGUGAAUCGAAAACAAGGAAUCGUUGGAGACUUUGAUUUCACAAAAUCAGAGGAACAGCGUGCUGCUGCAAACACUAUGGUUGUCAGUACCUUGAGCUUAGUUUCUCCUGAACUGAAAAUGGGACAGCCAGCUUCUCCAGCCUCUGACAUGUAUGCUUAUGGCUGCCUUCUGUUCUGGGAUGAUAAAGUUAAAUCUCUUCUCCUGAAUUUGUUCUGCUGUAACAGACUGACAGCUGAGCAGGUGCUGAAGGAUGAUUGCUUCCUUGUAGUUGAUGCGAUUCCAGUUUCACCACAACCAGGUGAAGAACAUGAGCCACGAGAAGAACAUGAGUCUGAGAAGACAGAUGAAAAAAAAAUAAUGCAAUUAACUGAAGAGAAUGGAGCAAACCCUACUCAAUAG